Messenger RNA from Caretta caretta (loggerhead turtle), 4411 nucleotides. NCBI's taxonomy places the organism in Eukaryota, Metazoa, Chordata, Testudines, Cheloniidae. The record is from RefSeq and is a predicted model, not a curated record.
GUGCGUUUGCUCGCUUAGGCAGGUGCUUGGGGCUGCUCGUCAUGUCUGGCCGCGGAAAGCAAGGCGGGAAGGUGCGGGCCAAGGCCAAGUCUCGCUCUUCUCGGGCGGGGCUGCAGUUCCCGGUCGGGCGGGUGCACCGGCUGCUGCGCAAGGGGAACUACGCGGAGCGGGUGGGAGCCGGCGCCCCCGUGUACCUCGCCGCGGUGAUGGAGUACCUGACCGCGGAGAUCUUGGAGCUGGCUGGCAACGCCGCCCGCGACAACAAGAAAACCCGCAUCAUCCCCCGCCACUUGCAGCUGGCCGUGCGCAACGACGAGGAGCUGAACAAGCUGCUGGGGGGAGUCACCAUCGCCCAGGGCGGGGUCCUGCCCAACAUCCAGGCGGUGCUGCUGCCCAAGAAAACCGAGAGCCACAAAGCCAAGGGCAAGUGAGCGUGGAUACCCACCCCCCCUAAAACCAAAGGCUCUUUUAAGAGCCACCCACAAUUUCAGAAAGAGCUGGGAAUCGCUCCCUGUCUUGGGGAGGUAGGGGUAGCUCGGGAAAACGUUGUCUACUCUUUUGGUAUCCCCCAUAUGACACUUUUUUUCAGAAACCUUGUCCUGGUUUUGCACUAAUCAGAUCCCUGAGCCACACAUUGGGGGCGGUAGGGAAAAUGCUGCUUCUUCUCCUUUGUCCUUCUCAUAGCACAAACUUCUGAAACCCUGUUCCCGUUUGGCACUAACCAGAUCCUAGAGCUGCACAGGUGAGUGAGCAGUUGCAGCUUCUGCCGCUCUACCCCUUCCAACGAAUGAAUCCUAGAGUUUUCAAGCAGAGCAACCCCCACCCAGGAACAAAACGUUUAGAACUCCCAAAAGGCAGUUUUUGGGUUCACUUGUGCUGUGCUGUGCAGUUUGAUUAUUUUCAUCUGGGAUCCCUGUGCUGAGGUGCUUAUAAGCAUCACAGCCCGCAAACAUUGGCCUAAGUGUCUUUCCUAAAACCACACAGAAAAUUGAUAGUCAAGAUGGGAAAGGAACUAGUCACCUGGAACUCCAGCUGUGUUUUAAGCCCUGGACUAAGGCUACCUGGCAAAGGAAAAGUGUAAUUCACAACAGCUGUUGGUCUCAGCAUUGCAAGAAAUAUGAAUUAAUUUGUCACAAGUUUAUCUGGCUAGUUGGCAUGUUACUUUUUGUUUUACUGGAUUUUAUGCAUUACUUUUGUCCGCUGUAGGCAAAGUUAUCUGGCAGGGCGUUUGAUACAUUCAAGUUAAAUAAUUACUAGGGACAAUUAAUUGUAAGGGCGGCAACUUUCUCAAGUAGCUGUUCCCUAUUUUGCUACUUUCAGACUGAUCAAAUCACCCCUUAACCUUGUCUUUAUUAACCUAAAUAGAUUGAGCUCCCUGGGUCUACCACUGGGGAGAAAAAUUAUGCUAUUAUACAGAAAGUGUGUCUAGCCAUUGUAUGCAGUCUUAAAGAUUUGCAGCUAUGUUUACAUGGUAAGAAGUUACUGUGGACGCAGACCAUUCACUCCUCAUAUGGUUACAUUACAUGUAGAAAUCUGAUACUAAACUCUUAUGCUAGAAUCUGGAACUCCAGAAUUAUGAUAUGGAACUAUCCUAUAGCAAAGAGAAUGAGGGUACAAUUUCUGCUACUCUGUCAACCCUAGAUCAGAUGUGUUCCAUUAAAAGUAAAGGGGAGGUGUGUGUGUGGCGUGACAGAUGAGAGAGAUUUCUAAGAACACAGCAGGAAGAGGAGAGGUACACAAUACAAAAACCAGGGUCCACCCAAGGAAAUUAAUAUUCAGCAUGUUUAAUACAAAUAAGAGAAAGUACUUUUCCCACACAACAUGCAGCUAAUCCAGUGCCAUGGGAUGUUGUGCUGCCCAAAAGCAUAACUUGGGGGUCAGAAAAGAACUGAAUACAUGCAGGGAAGAUAGGCCUGUCAGUACAGCGUUUCUCAAAUGCAGACAGUGGGGGCUAUUUUUGCAGCCACAGCCUCCUGGGCUGUGAUUCGGGGAGGGAACAAAGCACUGGCCGUCUGCCAGCAGGGGUUGAGCUCUGCCCCCUCUGAAGACACAAAUGCUGGAGGUGCAGGCAGCUGGUGACUUUCCCGGUGGGGGGAGCAGACUUCAGCUUCAGGCUCCAUCCAUGUGAUGGCAGGCUCUGGCCCCAGGCUCACCAUCCCCGCCAUGGUCCCUGGGCCCCACUGCCUCCUUGCCCAUCUCCCCAUCCAGGGCUUAAUUUGUCCCAGGGCUUGCUCGGGCUGAGUAAGGUUUCUGCUGUGUUUCAUAUUCUCUGUGUGUAUAUAAAGUCUGCUGCAGUUUCCACGGUAUACAUCUGAUGAAGUGAGCUGUAGCUCACGAAAGCUCAUGCUCAAAUAAAUUGGUUAGUCUCUAAGGUGCCACAAGUACUCCUUUUCUUGUUUCUGCUGUGAAAAGUGAUAUUUGUAUGUUUGUUAAUAUCACUUUUCACAGCACCAGACUUACUAGCAGCAAAUCUUUUUUUUUUUUUUGAAGCAACCAAAAAAGGAAAAGAAACAACAACUGACAAGAACAUGCAGAGCGCCUUAUUUGUGUUUCUAUUCUGUUUAGGGCCAGUAAAGAAUAGAGAUAAUUUGCACAGUAUUUUUAUGUCCCAAUCUGAAAAACCCUACAUAAAUAAAUUACGAUUUGGACCAUGUAUAUGUGCAUAUUUAUUUAUUCUAAAGUUAAUUAAGUAUUUCAGGAAAAAUUGUCAGCGUGGCCACCAGCAAGAAUUGGUGGCCAUACUCCGUGGCCACCAAAAAAUUUGUUGGGAGAACCCCUGCACUAGUGGCUCCAGGUGACCCUAACCCUCUGACUACCAUGAGCCAGGAAUGGAAGCCAGGGUAGAUUACUCUGGGAUUGCCCUGUUCUGUACACUCCCUCCUGAAGCUCUAGUAUGGACCACUUUCAGGGAUAGGAUAUUGAGCAAAAUGGACCAUAGUCUGACCCAGUGUGGCAGCUUUUAUGUUCUUGUUACUGUCAUUCUGGGUGGUCACAGUUACAGAGGGGACUACAUUUUGAGAAAUACAGGGUUUCUUCUUUUCCAUUUUUGUUUUUAACUGAAGUAAGAGGAGCUAUUCUAUAGGGUUUGGCAAAGUGUGUAGUUUAGGCGUGUUUUGGAAAGCAUAUUGAUUUUACUGUGCUUCCAUUUAAAAGGCCUGGGCUUUCUCUCACUAGGGAUGUGGGGUAAACAGAAAAUCCCACUCAGAACCUAAACUUUGUUGUGUGUUACUUCGGUUCUGAGAUGACUUCAGAAUGUUUUUACCUUAACUCUGUUAUUUACAUCACUUUGGCUUGGAGCAAAUCCAGCUCUUUCCAUGCAGCCAGGGAAGGGCUUUUAAAGAUGGAACAUUUACUUUGUGGGUAUGGCUGAGGGUUCAACCCCCCCAAACCCAUGUAAGGUGCGACCUUGAUGUUUCAAUGUAUACACCACAUCCAUGGCCUUCACGGUGUUUCUCUUCGCACAGUAAUUCUCAAACGUUUGUACUGGUGAUCCCUUUCACAUAGCAAGCCUCUGAGUGUGACCCUCCCUUAUAAAUUAAAAACACUUUUAAAUAUAUUUAACACCAUUAUAAAUGCUGGAGGCAGAGUGGGAUUUGGGGUGGAGGCCGACAGCUCAUGACCCCACCCCCCAUGUAAUUACCUCACAACCCCCUGAGGGGUCCCAAUCCCCAGUUUGAGAACCCCUGUCUUGGCAUGUUCUGAGUGGAUCACGUUUGCCAGGAAAACCUUGAGCCCUAGAGUUUCUUCAUGCAUUACAGUUGCCAACUCGGCUUGAAGCUAUUCCAAGAGAUUUCCCCGCCAACAUGACAAUAUCAUUUCCUUAAAAUAUCCUACUAAAAUCUCGCAAAUUGCUUUCAAUACUCACCAGGAGAUCGAUGCCGAUUCCUGGAGAAUUGGCCACCCUAAUUAGCCUUGAGAUGACCUUCACACCCCACCCCCAUGUGUGGCAAGAAAGACACACUCAGGUUUGCCAAUACCCUAAAUAUUGGACAAUAAUCCAGAUUCCCUCCGAAUUUUGCGGUGCCCCGUCCCGACCAGAGGAAAAACGGAGAGGGAACAAGAUGGGCAGGAGAACUACCUACCUGUAUCAGAGUAGCAGCUGUGUUAGUCUGUAUUUGCAAAAAGAAAAGGAGUACUUGUGGCACCUUAGAGACUAACCAAUUUAUUUGAGCACAAGCUUUUGUGAGCUAGAGCUCACUUCACUGGAUGCAUAAAAGUGGAAAAUGCAGUGAGGAUGUUUUUAUACACACAGAUUGUGAAAAAAUGGGUGUUUAUCACUUCAAAAGGUUUUCUCUCCCCCCACCCCACUCUCCUGCUGGUAAUAGUUUAUCUAAAGUAAUCACUCUCCUUACAAUGACAGGUUUCAGAGGAACAGCCGUGUUAGUCUGUAUUCGCAAAAAGAAAAGGAGUA